Messenger RNA from Ipomoea nil (Japanese morning glory), 1809 nucleotides. Its product is annotated as zinc finger protein CONSTANS-LIKE 16. Gene Ontology annotation, cellular component: nucleus. The transcript has 2 exons. Bases 245 to 1423 code for a protein of 392 amino acids. Lineage: Eukaryota; Viridiplantae; Streptophyta; Magnoliopsida; Solanales; Convolvulaceae. The record is from RefSeq and is a predicted model, not a curated record. Gene Ontology annotation, molecular function: zinc ion binding; protein binding. Gene Ontology annotation, biological process: regulation of DNA-templated transcription.
UAUUGCCAGUCAUUCCAUUUUGGGGUUCCUCCAGCUAUAGUAUUUCCCAUAUAUGCCUAAAGGCUAAAACCUUUCUCUCCCAUUAAACAGUAUGAACUGUCACUAAAGUACCUCUUCUACAGUGGGCAUCGAUCCUCUACGCGUACAAUCAAACGUUGUACGUUCAGCUUAGAAAGAUUGAUUCUUGAAUCCCCUUAGCUUUGACGACAAUUUGAGGUUGUGUUGUGUUGGUGUGUACGCACGCAUGAUGAGUUCUGAUCAAAGAAAAACAGCUAAUGCCAUCAGUGGCAAGACCGCUAGAGCCUGCGAUAGCUGUUUGUCGAAGAGGGCUCGUUGGUUUUGCGUCGCCGACGAUGCUUUUCUCUGCCAAUCUUGUGACGUUUCCGUUCACUCUGCUAACCUGCUGGCCAGUCGUCACCAAAGGGUUCGUCUCGGAACAUCCUCGUCUUCGACGGCGGCGGCAUCGUUGUUGUCCUCACCCAAAAUUGUUGACGACGACGACGAUGAUUCUCCCCCGGCUUGGCACCGCGGCUUCACCCGCAAGCCCAGAACUCCGCGGAACGCCAAACGUACGAAGAAGCAAAACUCCGGCGGCGUUGCGGUGGAGGAAAGCGUUAACCCCGUCCUCCCUUUUGUCCCCGAGAUGGGGAGCGACGACGACUACAACAACAACAACGAGAUCGACCUUUUUUGCCAAGUUCCGGUGUUGUUGGAUGACGACCUUAACGCCCUUUUGAACGACGGCGGCGGAGACGACCACAUGCGGGGUUUGGAGAUUCCGGAGUUCCUUUCCUCGGACGUGGAGUUGGCGGAGUUCGCUGCCGACGUAGAGACGUUGUUAGGAGACGAUGAUGUUGGGGAAGACAAAGCGACGGCGGCGGUGAAGAUUGAGAUUAAUGGGGGCGAUUGUACGGAGGCGUUGAAUUGGAGUUUUGGGGAAGAGCAGGAAGUUGAGCAGAAAGUGAUGAUGACGAUGUUGAGUGGAUUUGAUGAGUCGUCGUCGUCCAUGGAAAGUGGAAGCUGUAAAGAAGAAGUGGCGAAGAAGUCGAGGAUGCUUUUAAGUCUUAACUACGAGGAAGUUAUCAGUGCUUGGGCUAGCCAAGGUUGUCCCUGGACUGAUGGAACUCGACCCCAUUUCGACCCAAACCAUUGCUGGCCAGAUUUCAUGGGAGGAGAUCAUCAUCAUCAUCAUCCAUACGGGUCUGCAAUGAUGAUGAGACGAAGCGACGAAGGGAGAGAAGCACGGGUGAGUCGAUACAGGGAGAAGAGGAGGACGAGGUUGUUCUCAAAGAAAAUUCGGUACGAGGUGAGGAAAUUGAAUGCAGAGAAGAGGCCUCGUUUGAAAGGGCGGUUUGUGAAGAGGUCAUCAUUGUUUCAGCCACCGCCGCCCUUCCCCAACUACCUCCUCAAUCGACAUUUAUGAAUUGAUGAAGGUCGAAUUCAACAACUUUAUGAGAUAUAUAUUAAUUAAUGUUACAUAUAUGGAAUCUGGGAUAUUGCCAUAUUGGAUUACAAUCCACACUAAUUAAACCUAGGUUUUUUUCCCUAUGACUAAUCAUUCAGUCAUGGUGAUGCAAGAUAUAUAUAUUUAUAUAUAUGUGGGCAUAACUUAGGGGAGUUUGGCUCAUAACUUUUAUUCUCUGAUGUAUCUUCGGAUUCGUUUCCGAUUACUUUGUUUUGACUAUUUUUGUAAUAGCAAAAGUUUAUUGCCCGCUAUGCCAAAAGGGGUGUUGUAAAAUAUUAGUAAAAUUAACAUUUGAAGUGAUAUUUUCUGGUGUAAAUAUAUAUAGGGUUUUUUUUUUUGGUUUC